Molecule: messenger RNA, 3867 nt
Organism: Budorcas taxicolor (takin)
Lineage: Eukaryota; Metazoa; Chordata; Mammalia; Artiodactyla; Bovidae
Gene: ZMIZ2
Product: zinc finger MIZ-type containing 2
Exons: 20
Coding region: 180-2984 (934 amino acids)
Biological process (GO): regulation of transcription by RNA polymerase II; protein sumoylation
Molecular function (GO): SUMO ligase activity; zinc ion binding
Source: RefSeq, a predicted model, not a curated record
CGGGGCGGCGGGCGGCGCUGAGGGCGGGCUGAGCGCAUGGAGCAGCGCGGACCGGGGGCCGCGGCGGCGAGGGGCCGGGCCGGGCGGCGAGGAGCCAGAGCAGCCGAGUCUCACGUGAGCACCGGUGAGGGCCGCUUCCUGUCUCCCGCAGACCUGGCCUUCAGGCUGUUCCCAAGCCAAUGAACCCCAUGAACCCCAUGAAACCUGCCCUGCCCCCCGCACCACACAGUGAUGGUCCAUUCGCAUAUGAGGCGGUGCCUUGGCAACAGAGUGCCACUCAGCCAGCAGGAUCGCUAUCUGUGGUCACAACCGUGUGGGGAGUCGGCAACGCAGCACAGAGCCAGGUUUUGGGGAACCCCAUGGGCCCUGCAGGGAGCCCCCCCAGCAGCUCCGUGAUGCCCGGCAUGGCAGGCGGCAGCUCCGCGCUGAGCUCCCCACAGUGCCUCGGACAGCAGGCGUUCGGUGAGGGUGGUGCCAGCAAGGGCUACGUGCCACAAGGGGUGUAUGGCCGCGGGGGCUACCCCGGGGGCCCUGGCUUCACUACCGGGUAUGCGGGCGGCCCAGGGGGUCCAGGGGGCCUGGGCCUCCCCUCACACGCCGCACGGCCAUCCACCGACUUCACUCAAGCAGCGGCGGCUGCUGCAGUGGCUGCUGCCGCUGCCACGGCCACCGCCACAGCCACCGCCACCGUGGCCGCCCUCCAGGAGAAGCAGAGUCAGGAGCUGAGCCAGUACGGAGCGAUGGGGGCUGGACAGUCUUUUAACAGCCAGUUCUUGCAGCACGGUGGUCCCCGAGGGCCCAGCGUGCCCAGCAGCAUGAACCCGGCCAGCGUGGGAGGGCUGAUGGGCCCCUCCAGCAUGAGCCCCAUGGGCAUGAACCCCACCCGGGCAGCGGGCAUGGCGCCCCUCUAUGCAGGGCAGCGCCUGCCCCAGCAAGGGUACCCGGGCCCCCCCCAGGCCCAGCCACUGCCCCGACAGGGUGUCAAGAGAGCCUACUCAGGCGAGGUGUACCCUGGGCAGCAGUACCUGCCAGGAGGCCAGUAUACACCUGCUGCCACCCAGUACGCACCUGGCCCCGGGCAGCCCCCUGCUCCAUCCUCCUACCCCGGGCACAGGCUGCCCCUGCAGCAGGGCACAAGCCCGUCCCUGUCCACCGCCAGCCCUGCGGGACCACACUACAAGCCUGCAGAACAGUUCAACGGGCAGGGUGCCAGCUUCAACGGGGGCAGCAUCAGCUACAGCCAGCCUGGCCUGAGUGGGCCCGCUCGUUCCAUCCCUGGCUACCCCAGCUCCCCACUGCCUGGGAGCCCCACACCACCCAUGACCCCCGGCAGCAGCAUCCCCUACAUGUCUACCAGCCAGGAGGUCAAGUCUCCCUUCCUGCCUGACCUCAAGCCCAAUGUGAGCAACUUACAUCCAUCGCCGCCCGGCAGCGGCCCCUGUGACGAGCUGCGGCUGACCUUCCCCGUGCGGGACGGGGUUGUCCUGGAGCCCUUCCGCCUGCAGCACAAUCUGGCGGUGAGCAACCAUGCCUUCCAGCUCCGAGACUCCGUCUACAAGACCCUGAUGCUGAGGCCUGACUUGGAACUGCAGUUCAAGUGCUACCACCACGAGGACCGGCAGAUGAACACCAACUGGCCGGCCUCCGUGCAGGUCAGCGUCAAUGCCACCCCGCUCACCAUCGAGCGCGGUGACAACAAGACCUCCCACAAGCCCCUCUACCUGAAGCACGUGUGCCAGCCGGGCCGCAACACCAUCCAGAUCACUGUCACCGCCUGCUGCUGUUCCCACCUCUUCGUGCUGCAGCUGGUGCAUCGGCCAUCCGUCCGCUCAGUGCUGCAGGGCCUCCUCAAGAAGCGCCUCCUGCCCGCCGAGCACUGCAUCACCAAGAUAAAGCGGAAUUUCAGCAGCGGAACCAUCCCUGGCACCCCGGGGCCCAACGGAGAGGAUGGGGUGGAGCAGACGGCCAUCAAGGUGGCCCUCAAGUGCCCCAUCACCUUCCGCAGGAUCCAGCUCCCUGCCCGGGGCCACGACUGUCGCCACAUACAGUGCUUUGACCUGGAGUCCUAUUUACAGCUUAACUGUGAGCGAGGGACCUGGAGGUGCCCUGUGUGCAACAAGACGGCGUUGCUGGAGGGCCUGGAGGUGGACCAGUACAUGCUGGGCAUCCUCAUUUACAUUCAGAACUCUGACUACGAGGAGAUCACCAUCGACCCCACGUGCAGCUGGAAGCCAGUCCCGGUGAAGCCUGACUUACACGUCAAGGAAGAGCCAGAUGGGCCGGUGCUGAAGCGCUGCCGCACUGUGAGCCCUGCCCACAUGCUCAUGCCCAGCGUGAUGGAGAUGAUCGCCGCCCUGGGCCCGGGUGCCGCACCCUUCACCCCCCUGCAACCCGCCUCAGCCCCGGCCCCUGGCGACUACCCUAGCCAGGGUUCCAGCUUCCUGGGACCCGGGACCUUCCCCGAAUCCUUCCCACCCACCACACCCAGCACCCCAACCCUGACUGAGCUCACCCCAGGGCCUCCGCCUGUCUCCUACCAAUCCGACAUUCCCAGCAACCUCCUUACGCCAGAGAAGCCCGGCCCCUGCCUCCCAGGCCAGAUGGCACCAGCAGGUCACCUGGACCCAGCCCAUAACCCCGGGCCCCCGGGGCUGCACACCCCUAACCUUGGAGGCCCCCCAGGGCCCCAGCUGCAUCAUCCAAACCCUCCCCCAGCAUCCCGGCCAGCUCUGGGCCCAGUGAACUCGGGGCCUCUCAGCGAGCUGGCCUUCAGUGCUGCCACAGGCAUGAUGGGGGCCCCCAUGUCUGGGGCAGGGGAGGCCCCGGAACCGGCUCUGGACGUGGUGUGCGAGCCAGAACCAGUGCAUAAAAGACAGCUGCUUCCAGAACUGACUAACCCCGAUGAGCUGCUGUCCUACCUGGGCCCACCCGACCUCCCCACGAACAGCAACGAUGACCUGCUUUCUCUCUUCGAGAACAACUGAUCCUAUCUGUCGACCACCUGGCUGGCAGGGACAUGCCCACCAAUGUCUCGCACCAUUCUUUCCAGCCCAGCCUCACCUGACACCAGCGGCCCUCCCCACGUGUACACCUGGAGCUGGGACCCACCCCUGACACCUGGCUGCUGGAGGCCGAACUGCACUGGCUGGGAGGGGAGCCCUGGGGCAGGGUUCUCCCUGGCCCAGUUUGCAGCUGCAGAACUGUUUUUGAGGAGAUGCCCAGCCCUGCCCCCAUCUGUACCAGCCCAUGCUUGUCCAGCCCUGCCUGGUUCAUGCAUACCCACCACCCCUGAACUCCAGCCUCACCCAGGCCCCCCCACCCCGCCUGCUCCCACCAGCCUGCAUCUUGUCCAGCGUUGACCUUUCUGUUUCAAUGACCCAUUUGGCCCUAGGCCAGCAAAGAGUGGGUUACUCUGUUCUGGGGCCUAGUCUCGCCCAGCCCACUAUGGCAGGGGCUUCAGGCUGAGGCUGGGGGUUGGGGGCUCUAAAGCACAAUAGUGUACAUAGUGUAGAAACACUAAUAGAUGUAGGGUGGCUGGUCCCUCUGUGCAGCUUGGGUCUCCGUGGGCUCCUGCCCUCACCCAUGUGCAGGCCAGGAGGGGUGGGGGGCAGCAGGCUCCCUCCUGCUGGCCGUUGGGCUCAGACUCAGCUCCACGUGCAGAUUCUCCAGCAGCCUGUUCCCCCCAAGUUGCCCUUUUCUGUAAGCGUGAAGAAUUGGUCCCACAGUGUUUUUUAAAUCCACCUCUCCUCCCACGUCCACACUGGGGCCACGCCAGGUCGGGGCGGAGGGGCCGCCACACUCUAGGUGCAGGGCCAAGUCGUGUCCCCUGUCUGCCUGUCUGUAUUAAAGGACUCCCUCGUGGUGGGC